This is a messenger RNA of Durusdinium trenchii, 1692 nucleotides long. The record is from the annotation of a GenBank genome assembly. Lineage: Eukaryota; Dinophyceae; Suessiales; Symbiodiniaceae.
AUGGGUGUGAUCAGCCAGUCAGAAGUGAACCUGAUUGGGGAUGUCUGCGACAAGAUGCUCUUCAAGAACCCAUCCCGAUCAGUCCUGGUGUUGAUCCCGCCCCUCUUAGUGGGCGCAGACUCUGGUGGCAGUCUUCGCAAAGACAUCAGGAGGCUCGAGGAUAAGCUCAUUGCCAACAAGAUCGAAUUGAGGCCAUUUACCCUGAAUCUGAGCCUUGAUGACCUCCACAAGAACCGUGAGUUGCCCAGCGCCUACAUUUGCUACCUGGGUGUGCCAGACUCUACGCUGCCUCUCAAGGGCACUGCCCACAGAAGCGUGCGCGGUGCGCCCGAGAUCGAGCAGUCCCUGCCGACGCCCUUUCCUGGAGCAUUGUCGGAGAAAGAGUUCGUGGUGCCAGGUGAGUCGCUCCUCUCCAACGACACCAGGCGCAAUCUGACAGACUUGCAAGAGACAAGUCAGUGGAUCGGAGGAGGGCGGGUGCCAACUGCGAUUCUGACCGCGCUGUUCAGUGGAGUGAAGGCACCGCAGGGAGCUGUCAUUCUGCAUCCCACUGCCUACGAUGGUUGCUUGGAGUUGGCAGGGAUGAAGCUGGGCCAUGCGAUUCUGAGUUCCAGUCUCAUUGAAGCGAACUACAAGUGUACCAAUGAGAUUGUGAAGUCUCAUCUUCUGCAGGCAUGGAAAUCCAACCAAGCUCCAAUGGACAAGUACAUGCCCAGGUACAAGAAAGAUCCGUCCCCUGAGGAUCUUCCACAGGGCGCGUCAAAGCCUACGCUCAAGAUCUGCCAGGUGGCAGAGGACAGCAACAAGCUGAUCCUGCCAAAGGACAUCAGGCACCAAUUCCUCUCUUGCCCAAUAUGGGGGCAAGAGUGGCGCGACGUAUUGACCAACUUUGACAAGUCCUGGGGUGCACCUUUGGCAGACACUCCAUCUCCAUCGAAACCAAGUCCGAUGAAGACAGAGACGCCGUCGCCAAUCAAGCAGGAGGGGGAUGCAGAGUAUGAUUGGAAGUCUGCCUUCCCGGGUGAACCAGACAUGUUUGAGAAGCUCAAGGAGAAGGUUGGGGGCGCAGAGAAUUUCACUGAAGUGGCAGGGCCAACUUCCACGACUACGUUCAUCAUUGCACCAGGGCCUUCUUUGUAUGUCCAUGCAAAGGAGCCUGUCAAGUUGCCUUGCAACCCUUUGCCUUUCAUCACUCAUGGUGGGGGCACCUGGCUUGUUGGGCAGAAGGCUACCAAGUUCGAGGCAAACAAUCAGGGCAAAGCCAUCCCCUGUUCGUUCACUGACGACAGUGCGCCAGUUGUCCUGGAGGACGAUGGAUCCGACACCAAUCCGAUGGUUCUGUGCGCAGCCCUACAGGCAGUGGAGAAGUCCGGGAUGAUUGACUUCAGCCUGGCAGGACACACCUGUUGCAGGCCACCAGAAGUCCAGCAAGGCCGAUGUGAUGAUCGCUUUUAUGUUGCCCCAACAGAUGAGAAGCUGCUAUGGAAGGCAAAUGCAGUACCGGCUAAGUCCUUGAAGGCAUCCAAUCUGGCUUCGCAUUUCUCUUACCAGCAGCUGAAGGCCAGCCCUUUGGUCCUGGUAUGGCGGCUUCGCAAGUAUGUCACUGAGAAAACGGUUGGAGCGGCGAAGCCGCUGUGGUACCUGCCGGGCGACCUUGGUAUGAUCCAAGGCGGUGCGCAGCGCGUGAUCUAG